Messenger RNA from Penicillium alfredii, 912 nucleotides. RefSeq lists its product as uncharacterized. Bases 1 to 912 code for a protein of 303 amino acids. NCBI's taxonomy places the organism in Eukaryota, Fungi, Ascomycota, Eurotiomycetes, Eurotiales, Aspergillaceae. The record is from RefSeq and is a predicted model, not a curated record. The transcript is spliced from 2 exons.
AUGCGUUGGCUGGUAGGUGCUCUCUGCCUGAGAAUCGCUCUGGCCACGGCUCUCCCCGUGGCCAGUUCACACGAGAUCCGUCUGCGCUAUCUGCCUUCUCUCAUGACUCCCGAGUCCGAUGCAGAAUCCUAUCUGUCGAUCAACUGGUCUGUUCAAAAUGGCAAUCUCUACGCCAACAAUGAACAGGUCUUCCCUCCGAUAAUACCGAUGCAGUUCCAUGCCCCUCGGUAUGCCAGCUCAGGCAACAAGCUUCUCGGCGACACCGACCUGAAACUCUCCUAUGCGCUCGACGCCCGCCGCCUCCCGCCGGCCAAUGCGGGAGCCGAGGUCAUGCGUCUGAGACUGGACGUGCUGGACCUGCAGAGCCAGCCCGUCACCCCGGGUGCCGUCGUGCUCUAUCUGUUGUUGUCCCAGGACGGCGACCACCGGAUCGACCGCAUCCGCGUCGAGUUUGGCGCCUCGGGCGAUGACCCUUCCCCUUACAAGGACCGGCCAUGGCAUCUCCAAUCCUGGAACGCGCAGGUGAAUCCCGCCGAACAGGAGGCCCCGUCCACCACCGAAUCUUCUUCAAAUGGCGUCCCGCACUCUGCAGACCCCCAUACUGACACCACCUUCUCUGUCUGGACUCCCUCGACCCGUCCGCACCAUCGCCCCCAUCGCCCCAGCCAACCCUUCAUGGGCCUCGUCCGCCCGAUCCUGCUGCCUGCUCUAGUUGGAGCUAUCCUGGGUGUUGUGGCCUGUGUGGUGGGUCUCGUGGUCGGGAAUCUGCUCAUGUCGCUGUUUACUUGUCUCGGAUGGCGAAAGCGAUCGGACCGGCAGUCCUGGAUGUAUUCUAUGGAUGAUGAGAGCGUCACUGAAAAGUCCUUGCUGUCAGUGCCGCGCAUUUCCGUGACAAAUGCCGAGGAUAUAUGA